Molecule: messenger RNA, 2408 nt
Organism: Galdieria sulphuraria
Lineage: Eukaryota; Rhodophyta; Bangiophyceae; Galdieriales; Galdieriaceae
Product: acetoacetyl-CoA synthetase
Exons: 5
Coding region: 25-2361 (778 amino acids)
Cellular component (GO): cytosol
Molecular function (GO): acetoacetate-CoA ligase activity
Source: RefSeq, a predicted model, not a curated record
AAAACAUUCUUCCAAGAAGAGCAUAUGGAAAGAAAUGAGAAAACCAGUGUAAAAGAUGUCCAAGGCUUAUUGAGUGGUUUAGUACCUUUCUGGACUCCAAGUGAGUCACGUAUAAAGGAGUCCCAGUUGUAUCGUUUUGUCCAAUGGAUCGACAGGAAAUAUGGCUUGAGACUAGGAAAGACUAUUUCCGAUACUUUUCAAGGAACGGAGGAGAGAGGAGGAUGGAAACAAGAACAGUAUGAAAAAUGGGAAGCUAUCUAUGAAGAACUUCACCAAUGGUCUAUCGAGCACUUGGACGACUUUUGGUCAGCGGUUUGGGACUUUAUGGACGUGAAAGCUUCAAAGAGAAUGGAGCACAUUAGGCUACCAAGGGAAAACAGUGCUAUGCCAAGAGUUCGUUGGUUUGUGGGCGCAAAAUGCAACCUUGCUGAAAACUUACUUCGAUUCCGUGGUUCAGAAACUGCCCUGAUAUUUCGUUCAGAAGAUCCCAACUAUCCAAGAGUAGAAUGGACUUUCUCACAACUAUAUGAUAAAGUAUUCUACUUUUGGAAAGGACUUUUAUCCAAUGGCAUAACCAAAGGAGAUAUGAUUGUUGGUUAUGUUCCAAAUAUGCUAGAAACAGCAGUAGCUGCCUUGGGAACCAUCGCAAUGGGAGCUACUUGGGCUUCCUGUAGUCCGGAUUUUGGAGUACAAGCUGUGGUGGAACGCUUCGGUCAAAUAAAACCCAAAGUACUUGUAGCAUCUGAUGGUUACUUUUUCAAAGGAAAGGUUUUCAACUCGAUUGAGAAACUCAAGGAAAUUGUGAAAGAAUUGAAAACAUUGAAGUUGCUUAUAAUCAUUCCUUAUAUUCAUAGAGAGAAUGAAGCAUCAUGGAAGAGUGCAAAUUGGGGAAUUCCUUGUCAUUCAUUUGACGAGUUUGGUAAAUUAGAAUCAUCAGAUAGUGAAAAAGUUAUCCAUUUUGAACAAGUAAGCUUCGAUCACCCUUGUUAUAUUAUGUUUUCUUCUGGAACUACGGGACUUCCCAAGUGUUUGGUACAAGGAACGGGAGUGUUGCUCAAUCAAAUGAAGGAACAUCAACUACACUGUGAUUUCAAACCCAAACAGAGACUUCUUUAUUUUACAACUUGUGGAUGGAUGAUGUGGAAUUGGCAGUUGGCUGCUUUGGCAUCCAAUAUCUGUUUGGUUAUUUAUGAUGGAAGUCCGUUACCUCCACAAGAGCCAUAUUUACUCUUCCGUAUAUUAGAUGAAGAACAGGUGACUUAUUUUGGAACAUCAGCAAGAUUUUUACAAGCUGUUGAAGAAGCGGGAGUAAACCCAUUUAGAGAUACUAUGAAAAGAAGAUUGAAAAAGAUGGAUUCGAUGAUACAAUCCAAUACCCAACUCACAAGUCAUCAAAAGGCCAAAUGGAGACAUUUCUUGGAAUCUUGUAGUCCACAUACUUUUCAAGUGGGUAGUUUUCCGAGGGAGUUGGAGGAUUUAUUGGAACAGGAUGAAUUGUUGUGGUUGGAAUAUCAACGGACCACUUAUUGGCCAAGUGAAUGUAUUCCAUUUUAUUAUUUAGAUGCUAUUCUUGUUACUGGUUCACCCUCAUCACCUUUGAACUUUGCUUAUGUUUACAAUCAGAUCUCUCCUAGAGCACGUUAUUUAUCUAUAAGUGGUGGAACUGAAAUCAAUGGUUGUUUUGGAAAUGGUUGCAUUUUAAAGAGAAUAUUUGCACCCGAGUUACAAUGUAGAGGUUUAGGGAUGGAUAUUCGAAUAUUCAAUGAUCAGGGACAAAGUGUCAUAGGACAGGAAGGAGAGUUGGUAUGCUGUACCCCGGUUCCUUCCAUGCCACUCUAUCUUUGGAAUGACAACGAGUUUAAAAAGUAUACAGAGACCUAUUUUGAUAAGUAUCCUGGCAUUUGGAGACAUGGAGACUUUGCUACUAUGACGGAACGAUAUUCACUGAAUAUUAAGGGGCGCUCAGAUGCCACUAUGAACCCUGGAGGUGUUCGGAUUGGCAGUGCCGAAAUAUAUCAUGUGGUUUCUUCCUUUGCUGAAUUGGAAGAUUGUGUGGUUGUUGGACAGCAUUGGCACGGAGAUGAAAGGAUUAUCAUGUUUGUUAAACUGAAGGAGAACACAAUUCUUUCGGAAGACUUGAUUCAAAGGAUUCGUCAAGCUUUGAGAGAGAAAUUAUCGCCUCGUCAUGUCCCUGCAAAAGUGUUGAGUGUUCCUGAGAUUCCGUACACCGUUAAUAAUAAAAAAGUUGAAAUUGCUGUGAAACGGGUAAUUGAAGGUUUAGAUGUCCCCAACAAAGGUGCCAUUCAAAAUCCCGAAUGCUUAGAAUACUAUAGAGAGCUUGCAAAGAGAGAAUUACAAUAGUUCAAAUGGUCAAAAGAUUAUUGAAAAAUAAAAGAUCAAGUCAUUCU